AUGCACUUCGAUGCAUCACCGCAGGACAACCUUCAUUCAGCUUUGACCGUUGCUCUCGCAGGUCUCUUAGUAGCGGCAUUAGGACACUUAUGGUCGAAAAUACAAAGUCGACUUUUCAAAGUCUUGUUUCCUUCAGCAUAUAUCUCUUCUUCUGAUCCAGCGUACGAAUGGAUUGAAGCCUACUUGGCUCAAGAUCACAAUGCUCAGAAACAACUCAGGUCAUUUCAAUUGAGUACAGCUGAUUUACGUCAAUCCAAGAUUGAUGAUGAUCUCCGUUCAUUAGCUCGAAGGCGAUCAAAAGCAGUUGAUAGAACUUUAGUGUUGGACAGGGCAUGUGCAACUUUUACAGGUCAAGUAGUUGGACAAAUGACGCCUCUAUGCAACAAGAGCAUCCGGAUCAGAUAUCAGGGGAAAUGCCUCUGGAUCACCAGGAAGAGGCAAUCGUCGAGUCAUAUAUCUACCAAAUCAGAACAAGACAAAGAGUAUUUCAAAAUCUCCGGAUCAUGGUUCCAAACUAGUGCAAUCAAAGAUAUCGUUAUCCAUUCGCAUGAUCAAUUCUUCAGUAGAACCAAGAACGAAUUAAAGGUACUCACAUUUUCCGGGAAAUGGGGUUUUUGGACAGAUCUCGUCACCAGACCAUCUAGAUCGAUUUCGUCUGUCUUUAUCCCUUCCAGAGUCAAAAACCUCCUUUUGAAGGAUAUAGAUGAUUUUAGAUCUCAAGACACCAAAGAUUGGUACCGAGCUAAAUGCAUAAAACAUACGAGGAGCUACCUUUUACAUGGACCUCCAGGAUCAGGUAAAACAUCUCUAGUGACUGCAAUAGCUUCUGAGCUGGGCCUUAGAAUAAACGUGAUAGAUCCGACUGCACCGGGGAUGGAUGAUAUCAAGCUGAGUAAUGCUUUUAGGGGUUGUCGACGUGGGCAGAUAAUCUUAAUAGAGAACAUUGAUGAGAUUCUACCAUAUUCACCCCUCAAUGAAAGGUCUCAGAAACCAGUAAAUGUACCUCCGACAGUGGCUGAUUCAUCCGACGUAUACGAGAUCCCCGAUGAAUCAACAUCGACAGUCAUUCUACAAGGGUUGUAUAUUGCGUUGGACGGUAUUUGCUGUGCUGAAGAUAUCGUGAUAUUUGCCACAGCGAACUGUGUUGAGGCACUUGAUCCUAAACUUCUUCGACCCGGAAGGUUCGACCUACUCAUUCCAUUCUCGAACGCGACUCCUGAGCAAGCUAAAGCAUUAUUUGUACACUUCUUUUCGGUGGAGGACGAACAGAAAAGCUACAUUCCGGAGAAUGAAGAAGCUGUAGCGGCUCAAUCAAGGCUUGAAAGAGGUAUGUUGAACGAUCUCGGUAACACCUUUGCGCAUAGGGUUCUUGGCCUGACUAUGGACGGAGAUGACAAAAUGCACAUGGAAAGAGAAAGAGAUAGCUCGGCGCUGUCAGUAUCCAUGGCUAGCAUUCAAGGCUAUCUGCUGAAUCAUAAAGGCAAUCCUGUAUCAGCGGUGGAGAUGGCGGCCAGAGUUGGUGAAGGACAUUGA
Kwoniella shivajii is the source of this 1533-nucleotide messenger RNA. RefSeq lists its product as uncharacterized. Lineage: Eukaryota; Fungi; Basidiomycota; Tremellomycetes; Tremellales; Cryptococcaceae. Gene Ontology annotation, molecular function: ATP hydrolysis activity; ATP binding. The transcript has 10 exons. The record is from RefSeq and is a predicted model, not a curated record. The coding region runs from base 1 to 1533 and encodes 510 amino acids.